AUGGCUGAAAUAGUUGUUAGCGCUGUCAUCACCGUGCUGUGUGAGAAGCUGAUCUCUGGUGACUUGAUGAAGCUCGCUCGUUCAGAAGGGAUAGAUUCUCAGCUGAACAAAUGGAAGAAAAACUUGCCCAUGAUCCAAGCCGUGCUUGCUGAUGCAACCCAGAAGCAGAUUAAAGAGAGAGCUGUUCAACUGUGGGUGAACGAUCUCCAGCAUUUGGCUUACGACAUUGACGAUGUACUCGACGAUUUGGCCACCGAAGCUCUGCGACGCAAGUUGAAUCAAGAAGCUCAAGCCAGCUCCAGUAGUAGUAAGGUAUUGAAGCUCGUCGCAAAUUGUUGUACAAAUUUCAAUCCUCGCAACUUCAUGUAUGGUCGGAAGAUGAGUUCUAAGCUAGAUGAGAUCACUGCCAAAUUGCGUGAUCUUGUUGACCAGAAAAAUGAUUUGGGUUUGAAUGUGAAUGUUGAAUGGUCAAAUAUAAGAGAGAGGCAGUUGGAGCAAACUUCACUGGUUGAUGAGUCCAAAAUCAUGGGUCGGGAAGGGGAUAAAGAGGCCUUGAUGGGGAAAUUGUUGGGAAAUGAAGGAUGUAACCAGAAUGUGAGCAUAGUGUCGAUAGUUGGAAUGGGUGGGAUAGGCAAAACCACUCUUGCCAAACUCUUAUACAACCAGGAGAAAGUGAAAGAUCACUUUAAAGUCAGGGCAUGGGUUUGUGUUUCUGAAGAGUGCGAUGUGUUUAACAUUAGCAAGGCUAUCUUCCAAGCAGUAACAGGUCAAAACAAAGAUUUUGCUAAUCUAGAUCUGCUUCAUGUGGCCCUCAAAGAAGAACUUUCAAAGAAGAGGUUCCUACUCGUUCUAGAUGAUGUCUGGAAUGAAGAUGACAGUAAGUGGGAACUCAUACAAAGCCCUCUUCUUGUAGGGGCACCUGGAAGCAGAAUUAUUGUCACAACCCGGAGUACCAGAGUUGCAUCAGUGAUGGACUCGCAACAAACUUACCCUCUAGGCGUUUUGUCAAAUGAAGAUGCACUGUCAUUAUUUGCUCAACAAGCAUUAGGAGAAAAAAACUUUGACAAGCAUCCAACACUUAAGUUGCUUGGUGAAGGUAUGGUUCACAAAUGUGGAAGACUGCCUUUGGCUUUGAAAACGCUUGGUAGGGUCUUGAAGGAAAAUCGAAAUGGCAAUAAAUGGGAAGAGUUGUUGAAGAGUGAGAUAUGGGAUAUAGAUGAUGGAAAUAAGAUUCUUCCGGCUCUAAAACUAAGCUACUAUCAUCUCCCUCCACAUUUGAAGCAGUUGUUCGCAUAUUGCUCCUUAAUUCCCAAGGACUAUGUGUUUGACAAGAAUAAAUUAAUCCUAUUGUGGGUGGCAGAAGGAUUUUUGUCCCAAUCAAAAGGAAACAAGUCAAUGGAGUGUUUAGGUCAUGAGUAUUUUGAAGAGCUAGAGUCAAGGUCCUUUUUUCAACAUUCAACGGAUGGCAAGUUAGGAUAUACAAUGCAUGACCUGAUAAAUGACUUGGCCACAAGUGUUGCAGGAGAGUUUUCCUUUAGAUUGGAUGGUCAGGUGGAUGUAUCUGAUAUGGAUGAAGCUUUUGAUAAGUUUCGUCACUUUUCACUUGUAGGUCGAAGAUCUGGAUCAUACAGAAAGCUUAAUGAAUUACUAAGAGCUAAACACUUGCGAACUUUCUUAGUCAUGUCAGAUGGUUUGGAGAACGACAGCUUUUUGGACAAGGUUCUUCUUGAACUACAAUUCCUGAGGGUGCUAAGUGUCAUGGGCUUGAAUCACAUGUACCCAAGUAAUCACAUAAUCACAAAGGUACCAGAAUCCAUUGGUAGUCUCAAACAUCUACGGUACCUUAAUUUUUCUUGUACUAAAAUCACAUGUUUGCCGGAACAAGUGAGUGAGCUUUAUAAUCUACAGACCUUGUUGCUUCAUAACUGUUAUCAGCUAUCUAGCUUGCCAGAAAGUUUUGCAAAGUUAAUAAACCUACGACAUCUUGGCGUACGUAAUACUCCGAAAUUGAACAAGAUGCCCUCAGGGAUCAGUCGGUUGACAAGUCUACAGACUCUAACCAAAGUCAUUAUUGACGAAGAUAACAGGUUCAAAAUAUCUGACCUUAAGGGCCUUACUGAUCUUCAGGGCCAACUUUCCAUUAUGGGUCUAGACAAAGUGAUAAAUCCAAUACAAGCAAAGGAUGCCAACUUACAUCAAAAGCAGGGUCUUGAAUCUCUCGAGUUGAAAUGGCGUAAAGUCUUUGAUGAUUCGCGGGAUGAGAUGAUCGAAUAUGAAGUACUUAAAGAACUAAGGCCUCAUCCUAAGUUAAAAUUCCUCAAGAUUUUCAAUAACAACGGAAUGCGAUUUCCCAGUUGGGUCGGGGAUCCCUCGUUUGAUCAGUUAACAGAGCUUACAUUACAUGGUUGUAGAAGUACACAUCUACCAACACUUGGAUGUCUAGGGUCUCUUAAAAAAUUGAUUGUUGAAAGGAUGAGUGACGUGAAGACCGUGGGUUUUGAGUUACUUGCAUCCACUGCUUCUUUCCAUGGCAUUGCAUUUCCAUCCCUUGAAGUUCUGAAAUUUGAAUAUAUGCUAAGUUGGCAGAGAUGGUUGAUUGAUAGUGGUGACGGAUAUGAAACUCCUACAUCAUUUCCUCAUCUUCAUGAGAUCUCUUUAAGAUGUUGCCCAAAACUAGGUGAAGUGUCAAUUGGAUUGAUACCUUCACUUCGGGUUUUAUAUAUACAAGAUUGCUCAAAAGCAGUGUUAAGAAGCAUGGUUAGUUUGUCCUCGUCACUAGUUGAAUUGAAAAUGGGGGAUGUUAAAGGACUUACUCAACUACAUGGAGAAUAUUUAAUGCAUCUUGGGGCACUUGAAGAUCUGGAAAUUAAAAAAUGUGAUGAACUGAGAUACUUGUGGGAACAAGAAUCAGAGGCAUGCAAGUGUCUUGUGAGUUUACAGAAGUUGGAAGUAUGGGAUUGUAAAAACUUGGUUUUAUCAGCUGAGAAAGAGGAUAAUUUUGGGAUCAGCAUGGAAUCACUUAAAUCCGUGAAAUUUUAUAACUGUGAGACACUGGAGAGUUACAAUUGUCCAAAAAGUGUUAAGAAUUUAGUGAUCAGGGAUUGUGAUUCACUAACAUCUUUGACCUUCUCAGCAGUGCAGGAGCACCCAUCCCCUAUUACCGAAUCAAUAGUUAGUGAUUGUGAUAACAUCUCUCCAGAGAAAGACUUCGGUUUUCUCCCCAGGUCACACCUAACAUCUCUUGAGAUCAGUGGUUGCAAGAAUCUAAAGUCAUUUCCUCAUGAGCAUUUUCAAAAUCUCACAUCUUUGGUAGAGCUGAUAAUACAUGAUUGUCCAAGUAUGGAUGACUCCUUCCCCUGUGGGGUGUGGCCUCCUAAUUUGACCGUACUAAUGAUAGGAUGCUUAAAUAAGCCCAUGUCAGAGUGGGGCCACCAGAAUUUUCCAACCUCACUAGUCCAACUAGGGUUAUAUGGCAAAGACUCGGGAGUGGUUUCAUUUGCAGUGGUAGAUGAUGUGGGGAAUACUACUACUCCUUCAUCCUCAUCAUCUUUUCUUCUUCCACCAUCUCUUGUUUCUCUAAGGCUUGUUGUAGAAAAGGUGCACGUUCGAUCAAGGCUGUCUACAUGACGUCAGCGAAGGCAAAUAAAGAAUCAAUGAGUUUCAAAAAAGGCAUUAUUUAAAAGGGAAAAAAGAUAUUGACGGAACUGCCCCUGCACUGUUGACAG
Lactuca saligna is the source of this 3725-nucleotide messenger RNA. The record is from the annotation of a GenBank genome assembly. NCBI's taxonomy places the organism in Eukaryota, Viridiplantae, Streptophyta, Magnoliopsida, Asterales, Asteraceae.